Molecule: messenger RNA, 3427 nt
Organism: Perca fluviatilis (European perch)
Lineage: Eukaryota; Metazoa; Chordata; Actinopteri; Perciformes; Percidae
Gene: snx11
Product: sorting nexin 11
Exons: 7
Coding region: 211-1992 (593 amino acids)
Biological process (GO): intracellular protein transport
Molecular function (GO): phosphatidylinositol binding
Source: RefSeq, a predicted model, not a curated record
CCGUAGGUACGUUACGGUGUGACGUCGCAGCAGUGCUUGUGACUUGCGAAAUGCAGUAAGGAGCUGUUCUGAGAAAACAAGUCUCAUUAUCUGAGCAUUUUGUGCUUAAAUAAAAUCUAAACAUCGACAAGCAAGAACACAUCGACAACUUCCGGCUGGAAACUACCACGGCAGCCGACAUCCACCUCAUGAAAUGCAGCACUCGGUAGGAUGAUCAGCAAUCAAGAAGAAGAUGAGUUUGUUGCAGUGCGGGUCCAAGAUCCCCGCGUACAGAACGAAGGCUCGUGGAAUUCUUAUGUGGAUUAUAAAAUAUUCCUACAUACCAACAGUAAAGCCUUCACAGCCAAGACGUCGUGCGUGCGUCGGCGUUACAGUGAGUUCGUCUGGCUCAGGAAGAAGCUUCAGAAGAACACUGGUUUGGUGCCAGUCCCAGAGCUUCCAGGAAAGUCUUUUUUCUCCUUCAGCAAUGAGGACUUCCUGGAGAGAAGAAGGAAAGGACUUCAGGCCUUUUUGGACAAUGUGGUGAACAUGACAGUAUGUCUGUCAGACAGCCAGCUCCACCUCUUCCUGCAGACUCAGCUGCCAGUCGGUCACAUCCUGGACUGUGUGCAGGGCCACACUCCCUACUCCGUGACGGACGCCAUCCUCACCUACGCCUCGUCCAAUCGGGGCUUCGCUCAGGCUCAAGAGGACGAUUCCAUCAAGGAGCCAAGUUUGACUAUUUCUUAUGAGUCCAUGGAGAGCCCAGCUCCUCAUCAACCUUGCCUACAACCUAAAGAGAGCUUCAGCCCUGAGCUUUUGCCCUGUAAUGACUCGGACCCUCUUGAAGGUUUGCUGGAGGUCUGCGAUGAGGACACAGUUGAGUUACAGAACAAGGAGAAAUCCUCAGUAAGGGUCCUCCAGAAAAACAAUCAUCUAGAGGCCGUUGUUAUGGACCCUGGCCCGACAGAGGUGACAUUUUUUCUGGGUGAAAGCCAAGAUGUUGCUGAGAGUCUCAGCCCUGCAGAACAGACCCAGCAAAGAUGCUGUCAGAUACAAACACCUGUGGAGGUGCACUCGCCCAUGGGGCCUGACUUCGAGGAGAACAGGUUGGACAGCUUGUUUGAGGGGCGUUCAGCAAGAGAGGAGAGCGUUACGACAUUAGAUACAGAAGAAGAAACUGUUCCUCAUCCAGACACAGAGAAAAAAGCUGAUCAAUGGGAAAGUUCAGUGGAGGCAAAGACGGAAAAGGUUUUAGAAAAUCAUGUAACCUCGGAAGUUAGUGCUAUCAACGUGUUUGAGACCACCGAGGUUCAUGUUGAAGAUGUCAGCUGUCCGGAGCGGUUUAAGAACUCAGACGAACACAAAGAGCCAGACAACGAAGAAAGUGAUGAAUCUGAGAACAAAGAGGAGACGCCACAUCAGUCAGAAAUCCAUGAAGACACCCACAAUGUGCACAGUGUCCCAGAGGUGCAACACAGCGGUGAUGACACUGUUCAACAAAUGGACCAAGUUGAACAGGAAGAGGAUCUGGUUAGGACCAAAGAGGACAGUGACGAGGACAGCCACUCAAUUUCCAAUGAGAGCAUCGUCAAAGUCAGCGAUGAAGAAAGCAUUUGUGAAGAGGCCGAGGACUCAAUCCAGGCUGCAAUUGGCUACAUAAAGACGUCUCCUGAGGAGGUCACUCACUGGUCACAUGUCGAUGCCUCCAGUAGAAACAUUUUGGACCUACACAUGAAUGGAUGCCCUGUGGAAAAAGAGGACAUUUCCGACAGGGAGGACGAGGACCUGCAAUACAUUAACAACAAGAGUGACUUGAAUAAUUUUCUGGAUUUGAACUCGACUGUAACUGGUGUAGAUUUGACUGAAAAUAGUGACUUCAGCAUCUUAGAGAGCAGCUGCACGCCUGGAUUAGCUCAUAGUAAAUGUAUGGAGCAGGAAACCUUGUCCUCGCUGUCUUUGGACGCCUCUGAGGAGACUCACGAGGUGGAGGUGCAUUACUUAGACAGCUGAAUGGCACAACAUAGGGGGGCUGCACACUCACAGAGUCAGAGAAAUGGAUUGUGGGAGUUGUUGUCUGCCAAAGACACAUUUGAUCGUACGCACAUACAUAAAACAUCUGCUCAUUAUAUACCAUCGACACAAUGUAGAUGAUCCGGUCUGUCACACGUGUUGUAGGUUAAACUUUUUUUUAACAGUGUAUGUUUAAUUUUAAACUGUGCAUCUUCAUUUACACUCAGGUGAGCUAAAUAUUGGCACAGUUUUUCUCCUCUGCCAUGGAUGAUGAUUUGCUUUUUGGGAACAGCAGAGGGUGCUCAAGUUAACAAAAGCAUACAAGCAUCUUAGGGUUGAUUUACUCGUAUGCAAAAGAGCUGAAGGUUUUAUGUUUAAAAUGUGAUUUUACAUACGUUCAUUUUAAGUUUAAUUUUAUUGCUCUGAAAUUUAGUCUUGUUAUACUUUAUUACAGAGACAAAUAAUAGAAAUAUACACUUGAAUUAAAUAAUGAAUUUACCUUUUUUCAAGUGUGUAGUAACACUCACUUCUGUAUGCACUUUUAAAGAGUUUGUGAUUGCUGUAAUUGAGCCUAUUAAAAAAGAAAAUCCAAAUCUACAGUCAAAUGCUUUUUGUUGCUUAAAGGGGCUGUACUCGAUAUUCAGAACAUUAAUAUAGCAGCAAACAAAUAUUUGCUAUGUAAAGAUAUAGUGAAGUAAUGGCGUCCUGAGCAGAUAAUGAAGUCACACUUUCUCUGUGUGUUGUAAUCGGAGUUUCUUCAUCUUCGUUUUGAUAGCCGGUCCGGCUGCGCAUGCGAGUGCCUUGUGCGACGGUAUCAGACGCUGAGGGCCGUAACAAAGCGCCGGCAUUGGAUGAGUUGGGGAACGAUAUGCGAGAGCCAUGGCGAGGCAAGCCCAGACCCCUUUUUGUUUCUCAAUACCAGGUACAGACCCUGUAAGGCAUAGUUUUUUUUUUUUUUUUUUUUUUUCUAAAAUCACAGCCUACAUUUAAAAUGUUUAGUUCUGUGAGCACAGGCCUUCAUUCCAGUUACCAUGGUAUGAAACUUGAUGUCAAGAUCGUUUUCACACACUACUGCUACUGCUUGGUAUUCUAAUUAAUUUUGUUGCAUUGUUUAAAAAAGGGGCCCUGAGGUUAUUGUGCCGUUGGUCGUUGCACAUAGCGAUGAGCCUCGUCACUCAUCCUGUGUCACAGCUGUGGAUCUGGUAGGUGGAUUGUAGUACUGGGUUUUGCUUUCUCUCUACACUGUAAAUGAGUAGUAGUAUUAUUUUGCAAAGUUGCUUUUAAGUUUUUUUUUAUUUUUUAUUAAAAGAAUGUCCCCUCUUCAAUGAAGACCUAUUUUAUAACGUGGAUCUACAGAGGCAACGAUAACCUGAGUGACUGUCCAUGUAAAUCUAACUUUAUUUCAAAUAAAUAGUUUUUCUUCUUUACUGUGUUA